Lotus japonicus is the source of this 1344-nucleotide messenger RNA. RefSeq lists its product as uncharacterized. The transcript has 12 exons. The coding region runs from base 379 to 1224 and encodes 281 amino acids. NCBI's taxonomy places the organism in Eukaryota, Viridiplantae, Streptophyta, Magnoliopsida, Fabales, Fabaceae. The record is from RefSeq and is a predicted model, not a curated record.
UCCUUUCCUCUUUUUUCUACUUGUGCUCUCGCCGCCAUAACUGUCCUAUUUCUCAACACUUUUUCUAUGCGGUUUCAAUCGCUCUAAUCAUCUCUUAAAUUAUCAAUAACAUAUAACAACUUUUCUUUACCAUUCUCCAAUCUUCGCAACCACAGCUACGAGAAGGAGGAAGAGAUGCUAACAAUUCUCCGUUGAAGAAGAAGCCAUCUUUGCAAAUCAGAGAGGUUCGCUAUUGAUUCGAACGCCCAACCACCUUCUUAAUCUUCAAAUCAGAUGAAGACUCUGGUGUUUGGUCGCUCUUGAAGAAGUGAUUCAUCGUCGUGCGUGGUGAUAAAACAUAUAUCUCUGGGAACUUCAAGGAAUCCCUGUCUAUUGGCUAUGGCUGCACCAUUCUUCUCAACGCCUUUUCAGCCUUAUGUUUAUCAGAGCCCACAAGAUGAAAUCAUACCUUUUCAGAUUUUAGGUGGUGAAUCUCAGGUCGUUCAGAUUAUGUUGAAGCCACAAGAAAAAAUCAUUGCAAAGCCUGGUUCCAUGUGCUUUAUGUCUGGAUCCAUUGAAAUGGAAAAUGCCUACCUUCCAGAGAAUGAAGUAGGCUUUAGGCAGUGGUUAUUUGGAAAAACUAUAACUAGCAUUGUUCUAUGCAAUUCUGGACCCAGUGAUGGAUUUGUUGGAAUUGCUGCACCUUAUUUUGCACGAAUCCUCCCGAUUGAUUUAGCAAUGUUCAAUGGAGGGAUUUUGUGCCAGCCAGAUGCAUUUCUUUGCUCAGUCAAUGAUGUGAAAGUCAGCAACACAUUUGAUCAGAGGGGACAAAAUGUUGUUGCUGGUGCUGAGAGAUUCUUGCGGCAGAAGCUAUCUGGUCAAGGGGUUGCAUUCAUACUAGCGGGUGGAUCUGUUGUACAGAAAAAUCUUGAGAUUGGUGAAGUUCUAGCUGUUGAUGUUUCUUGCAUCGUUGCUGUUACGAGUACAGUCAAUGUCCAAAUAAAAAAUAAUGGCCCUGCAAGAAGGACUAUGUUUGGAGGUGACCAUGUGGUGACAGCUCUUCUAACUGGACCAGGCAUCGUGUUCAUACAAAGCUUACCUUUUCAUCGACUCUCUCAGCGAAUUGCUAGGGCGGUGACAUCGCCAAACAUGAGGGAAAAUCCUAAGUUUUAUAUACAGAUUGCCGUUUUCUUUUUAAUGGCGUAUGUUGUCAUUCUAUCUUCAUUGUUAUUGACAGAUGUAUGAAAUUUACUCUUUUUGGUUUACUUUGUAAUUUUUACUUUAAUCCUGAUGUGGGAAAAAAUUUAAAGCCUUGGAUUCUCUGCCAAUUAAAAGAAAAAGAGUAUAGAUCUGAUUUUGUUACAA